Alternaria arborescens is the source of this 1965-nucleotide messenger RNA. Its product is annotated as Protein btn-1. The transcript is spliced from 5 exons. NCBI's taxonomy places the organism in Eukaryota, Fungi, Ascomycota, Dothideomycetes, Pleosporales, Pleosporaceae. Gene Ontology annotation, cellular component: vacuole; membrane. Gene Ontology annotation, biological process: regulation of intracellular pH. The record is from RefSeq and is a predicted model, not a curated record. Bases 1 to 1965 code for a protein of 654 amino acids.
AUGCCUGGCUCCCCCGCUUCUUCCUGGGCCGUCUAUCGUGCGCGCUUGAAGGCUGUCUUCCACGGCGCUGAUCCACGCGUAUGCGCCGCCUUUUGGUUGUUCGGCCUCAUCAACAAUGUCCUCUACGUAAUCAUCCUCUCCGCUGCUCUCGACCUCGUUGGUCCAAAUGUCCCCAAAGGCGCCGUACUUCUAGCCGAUGUUAUCCCUUCGUUCCUGACAAAACUAUGCGCCCCAUACUUCAUACACAAGAUCCCAUACACUGUUCGCAUCCUCAUAUUCGUCGCUCUCUCGGCAUGCGGCAUGCUCAUCAUCGCCCUCACCCCUCCGCUGCAGGACUCGAGGACCAUUGCCAUCAAGAUGUGUGGAGUGAUGCUUGCCAGUCUGAGCAGUGGGGGUGGUGAACUGAGCUUCCUUGGCCUAACACAUUACUAUGGUCACUUUGCUCUGGCUUCUUGGGGCUCAGGUACUGGCGGCGCAGGUCUAAUCGGCGCUGGAGCGUAUGCCAUCGCGACCAACACGCUGGGCAUUACCCCUCGCACAAGUCUACUUGUCUUUUCUUUCCUGCCGCUAAUCAUGGUCUUGAGUUUCUUCGUCAUACUCCCACUUGGGCCGCUGCGUGCUGGCGCUCCGAAACAAGGCGGUUACGAAGCCAUCGAUAAUCAAGGGGACGACGAGGAAGACGAGGUUGCCCAGGCGCAUGAACAAGACGAUCUGCUGACUUCCUCCAUGCAUUCAGCUUCAGGGCGCAGCUUCAUUUCCGUCAAUAAUAAGGGUGCUAACAGUGCACUGAGUAGCUUCCGGGCCAACCUCAACCGGGCGCGAGGAUUGUUCUUCCCGUACAUGUUGCCUCUACUCCUCGUCUACAUUGCUGAGUACACCAUCAACCAAGGCGUUGCACCCACUCUGCUAUUUCCCCUCGAAUCCUCCCCCUUCGACGAAUACCGUUCUUUCUACAGCACGUACAACGCCAUCUACCAGGUCGGUGUUUUCAUCUCGCGCUCCUCCACACCCUUCAUACGCAUACACCACCUAUACGUCCCAUCGUUUCUUCAAGUCGCCAAUCUCAUCAUCCUCGCCCUGCACGCCAUGUUCAAUUUCAUCCCAAGCUACUACAUCGUCUGCGUUAUUAUAUUCUGGGAAGGCCUGUUAGGCGGGUUGGUCUAUGUCAGUACCUUUGCUGAGAUUACGGAUAACGUUCCGAAAGAGGAUAGGGAAUUUAGUCUGGGUGCGACCAGUGUGAGUGAUUCUGGAGGUAUAUGCAUUGCUGGGUUCUUAGGCAUGGCGGUUGAGAUACCUAUACUCGCAUUAAUCUUCUACAAGAUGUCACCAAUCCUUAUCUACAACACUACGGGCGGGAUAAUGAGACUACUCCCGCACGAGGCUUCGAAAUAUUCCAGUAACCCACCUCAGUCUGCACCUGACGCGACAGAACUCGACACAAAUAACUCGACACUACACUCUGACACUCAGCAACAACAGGAAAUGAAGGCCGGUUUGCCGCAGUACCAUAUCAACGGUGUGGAAUUGAGAUGGAGUCCAGCCUGCAAUAUCAUCCCCCAAUAUCCCAUACGAGUUACGGGAUUAAAAGACACGAAAGAAAGCACUGUGGUUGUGAAGGAUGAGGUUGGGCUGGACCAGUUGGUCAUGCAUGUGAAAUGGAGGCGGUGUGGGAACCACCUGGAGGAAGACGGCCUUGAACCAGUCGACAUCUUCGAUGGUCUGGGUCGUGAGGAAAAACAACGGGGUGUCGUAUUUGAGGAGUACGUGAGUUGUAGAACGGAUGGGGAUUGUGAGGACGAGGACGAUGAGGAAGUAGAUGUAUUUGCGCCCAUCUUUGUCCAGGUAGACGUACUCAGUGCUACUGAUGCCGCUGUCUACGAAGAUGACGAGGACGCCGCGACGGAAGUUGACGAAAAGGUUAGCGUCCGACCUUGUGUCGGAAGGCAAUAUGACUGGCAAGUUUAG